AUGGCCCAAUACGUCGCAGCAAACAACCUGAGCCCGACGACAUCCAACCCUCCUGCCACUUCAGCUGCUGCUGCUCCUCCCGCCCCGUCUUCAGCCGCUGCCGCCGCUGCCCAGCCUGGUUCAGCACAGCAUAAGCGCGUCUAUCAGGCCUGUAUCCCAUGUCGUCGGAGGAAAGUCCGCUGCGACCUGGGAAGCGUCGACAAUCCCCACGACCCUCCCUGCGUACGAUGCCGCCGCGAGAGCAAAGAAUGUUACUUCAGCGCUACGAGACGAAAGCGCAAGACGGAGGACGGCGUAGACGAGCCCGAAGAGGUCGACGAGUAUACCAUACGAAACGGCCGUAAGCGCCUCCACGUCAGCGACAGCCCUCCCGUUGCCAUCGACCGCCGACUCUACAGCGAAGUCCCUCUCACUCCCGGCGGCUCCAUCGGUCGAACCCAGCCCCUUCGUCGACCGACCGACCCCGGUGUCCCCACGAGCUCACACGGCGCCGUCACCCCGAGCACCGUCAGCCAGGCGGACAGCAGCCGACGCGCAGAGUUCGGGACCUUCGAGGACGAGCCCAAUGCCCAGCUGGAGAACCACGAGGCCGCGGAUCUCAUGCGCCCCGGCGUCUACGGCCCCCACGAUGCGUUGGACCUGCUCUAUAAGGCGGCCACGGAUAGGUCAGUCCAGCUCCGUAUCGUCCAAGACGCGGCUGCUUACCCCCCGGCCCACAGCCCCGCGACGAACCAUCACAAGCGCCACGAGAGCGUUGCCUCCAUACCGGCCAUGCCUCCGCAGCCCGUGAUUGUGACCCCGGGAGCCACCAUGAAGCCCAUGGGCGCCGGCCGGCCGUCCGUGUCCGUCCAGCCGGAGGCGCAGCCCAUCGAUCCGGAGCUGCUCUCGACGAAGCGGGACCUUUCUGGGGAGCCUGGAUACCAGGAUGCGGUCAAGGCUUGGGGGAGGUUCAGAUUUGUCAGGGCUGGUUGGUUUUCCGCGCAGGAGGCCAUUGAGUACAUCGAUUAUUACUACGAAUAUCUUUCACCACUUACACCCAUCUCUCCGCCGACGUUCCGAAACCCCGCGUCGCAUCUUACUCUCCUGACGGAAGAGCCCAUUCUUACAAUCACCCUCCUCACCAUUUCAUCGAGGUAUCGAAAGAUUCCGGGUACAGGUGGACACUGCCGAUCUCAUGCGAUUCACGAACAGCUCUGGACCUACCUCCGGGGAAUGAUCGAAAGAUGUCUUUGGGGCCAGGAGGCAUUUGGAGGUGGAUUUGCUGCAAUGGCAGGGGCUUCGUCGGUCAUCGAGGAUCAGACGAGCAGCACGGCGCCUUGGCGCGGUAUGAGGAAGGGAAGCCUGCGGACGCUGGGCACCGUCGAGUCUCUGAUGAUUCUCACGGAAUGGCACCCCCGCGCGCUUCAUUUUCCUCCGGCUGAGGCCAUCGAUGAGCUGAUGCUCCCCUCAUACGAAGGCAGCGAUUUGAUCAGCACCGAUGAGAACGGAAACCAGCGGCCAUCGGCCAACAUUGGCGGGCGCAGACUCGAUAGCUGGCUCGAACCCGCUUGGAGAAGCGACAGGAUGUGCUGGAUGCUUCUCAGCACCGCCAUGGGCCUCGCCUACGAGCUCGGGGUCUUUGACGAUAUUGACGAGCUACUUCGCGACGGUGCCAUCACUCGCCCAGAGUACGAGGAGGAGACGUACCGUCAGCGCGCAAACCGGAUCAAGCGCUUGCUGUUGAUCUAUCUUACCCAGCUUGCUGGUCGUCUUGGUUGGACAAGUAUGGUUCCUGAGGUCCUGCGCAAGAGCGACCCGGCCGUGACUCGCCGCCGUCCGGUAUCAACCGAAGGUACAACCCCGGGCACCAACCCGUCUUCGAUGUCCAACGCCUUCAACUACAUCCCCGACCUCGAGCUUGAUGACCAGAUCAUUCACUGCUGGGCUGGGAUCAGCAACGCCAUGCAUAUUGGCAACGAGAAGUUCUUCAGAUCUCGAAAGCAUACCACCGACAUCAUCCAGAGCGGCAAGUACACCGACCUCCUGAAGGAGUUCCAGCCCCUGUUGCAAGAUUGGUGGAAAGAAUUCGAGCGGUACAGGCUGCCACCGUACAUCAGGCACAUUCUCACCAUCGAGUACGAGUACGUGCGCAUCUACGUCAACUCGCUGUCUCUGCAGGCAGUCGUUGAGCGUUGCACCAACAAUGCCGAGCGCGCAGGCCAUGUCGCGCACGGCAAUCACAACGCAGGAAGCGCUGCGCAGCUUUCGCCGCAGACGCAGAACUACUUUGGAAAGCUGCCCCUGGGACAGCUUGGUGGCUUCGGCGCGACCGACCAGGAGUACAUCAAGGAAGUCAUCAGCGGUAGCCGCAACCUGCUCAGGACCGUGGUCGAGGGUCUUCUUCCAGGAGAAUACCUCAAACAUGCCCCUGUCAGGACCUACUUCCGCAUCAUCAGCGGCGCCAUGUUCUUGCUUAAGACCUUCGCACUUGGUGCGCCGCGGUCCGAUGUGAAGAUGAGCAUCGACUUGAUGGACCAGACUGUUGAAGCGCUCCGCAACUGUGUCGUCGACGACGUUCAUCUGGGCAUUCGCUUUGCUGACUUGUUGGAGUCUUUGACUCGGCGUCUUCGUAACCGUUUCAUUCAGGCGCCUACACUGGGGCAUGCAUCUGCGGAUGGAAGAAGCCCAGAUCCCCAUGGUGUCACCGAUGGCGCUGGUGCUGCGAAUGGUCAGGUGGUCAACGGUGUCGGUGGCCAGAACUGGUCCAACCAUCCUGGCAAACUGGGACUCGGUACUCAUGAAGACCCCAACGCCAUCUCAGCAACGCCCUUUGACCUUACAACAGGAAACUUUCCCUAUCCCUCCGGAGCCGCCUCCGUUCUCGGCCCCUCCACCCCGGCACCCCACCCGGAAACCACCACCAAUAAUAACAACACCACUACCAACAACACGGCCGGCUCGACGUCCGGAAUGGACAACUUGUUCGACUCUACGGACUGGAACAACCCAAGUAACGAGAUGUGGUACCUCCCCACAGGUCCGGCCUUCUUCCAGAACAUGGACAACACAGCCGUCGCGAUGACGGCCGAGGGUGUCAACGUCGGUGGCCUCGACCUCCUCGAGUACAUGGCCAUGGACAACUUCAACGUCAUGGAAGGCACCAGCAACGGCGCACCGCCGUCGUACCCCUGA
Messenger RNA from Colletotrichum karsti, 3171 nucleotides. Its product is annotated as fungal zn binuclear cluster domain containing protein. The coding region runs from base 1 to 3171 and encodes 1056 amino acids. The transcript is spliced from 3 exons. The record is from RefSeq and is a predicted model, not a curated record. Gene Ontology annotation, cellular component: nucleus. Gene Ontology annotation, biological process: aromatic amino acid catabolic process; positive regulation of transcription by RNA polymerase II. Gene Ontology annotation, molecular function: DNA-binding transcription factor activity, RNA polymerase II-specific; zinc ion binding. NCBI's taxonomy places the organism in Eukaryota, Fungi, Ascomycota, Sordariomycetes, Glomerellales, Glomerellaceae.